GCACACGCACAGCCACCCCCCUCCUUUCUCGCUCUACCCCCUCUACUUUUGUUUACUCUUUCUCUCUCUCUCUCUCUCUCUCUCUCUCUCUCCCCGGCCCCAAAUUUCUUAUUUUUGUUAGAAAUUCCAAGGGAAGAACAUUUUCGCGAAGGCGAAAGCGUAAACGGCGACGAGAAGCAGAGAUCUGCUGCGGGCCGGAGAAGCCGAAAAGGGCCGCUUCUCUCCAGCUAGGGUUGCUGUUCCCGCCCUUAUCGACCGAUAUAUUGCGGGGGGGAUCCUGCUUCCUGAAUCUGAGCCUUUUUGGAGCGAGAUUUUGGGGUUUAGAUUCGGCUUUUUGGGUUUUUUGUUCUUUUUUUAGGGUGAAGAUUGGUUUUUGGGGCCGGUGGCGUUGGAUUUGGUGGGUUUUCGAGCGCUGGGGCGAAGAAAGGCGGGAUUUUUAUUGUGCGGAUUGGCUUUUGAAUCGUUUCCGGUUGUAAAGAUCUCAUCUUGUGUAGAUGACAUGUUCGAUGGAAUGCCCGCGUCGGUCGAAUCGCCGAAAUGAAUCAAGUUCCGGUUUUUGCAUAGUUUUGUAUGAAUAACUCACGACCAGCUGCGCCUUCGUGAUAGAGAGAGUAUGGAGGGAUUCACGCCUUUGGAUUGCGGGGCUAUGGAGAGCCCGGUUUUGGAGGACCCAUUCACCUUCUCGGCUCUCAUGAACUACGACGGCUAUUCGGAGAUCUAUAGUCCUGCAAUCGCCGACCAGAUCUUCUCAGCUCUGACCUACUCGGCAGCUCAGGAUGUACCGGCAAUUUGGCCCUCUUUUGCUUCGCCCGAUUCUGCAGUACAAGGUAGAGAUGUUGCUAUCGGAAAUGCGAACAGCUCUUCCACUGCUUAUUCUGGCUGCAGGGAUAAUAUGGGACCCCAGAAGAGUAAUUCCCAUUUCGGGCUUUCUGCGAAUUCGCCAUUUGUGGAUACUAGCUCUGUUCCUAGAACUAUAGCUGGUGGUUCGCUUCCUGAGAAGAUGCUUACGGCACUGUCGUUGUUUAAGAAAUCAUCAGGCGGCGGAAUUCUCGCCCAAGUUUGGAUGCCGAUCAAACAAGGCGAUAAUCACGUGUUGAGCACCUGCGAGCAGCCCUUCCUGCUCGAUCAGAUUCUCGCUGGGUAUCGAGAAGUUUCUAGACAAUUUACUUUCUCAGCAAAGGAAGCACCGGGCAUGUUCCCUGGGCUUCCCGGGAGGGUAUUUAUGUCCGGCAUGCCGGAGUGGACCUCGAAUGUGCUCUAUUAUGAUGGGUUUGAGUACUUGAGGAUGGAAUAUGCGCUCACUCAUCGUGUCCGCGGAUCUCUAGCCAUGCCGGUUUUUGAUUCUAAGGAAGGCUCGUGUUGCGCCGUGCUGGAGCUCGUGACGAUGUCGGAGAAGCCUGAUUUCGAUGCGGAGAUGGACAGUGUUUGUAACGCUUUGGAGGAGGUAAACUUGCGGACUGUGAAAGCCCGACCUCUUCUCCAGAACCUCACAAAGAAUCAGAAAUCUGCAGUCACCGAAAUACUAGAUAUUCUUAGAGUCGUUUGCCAUGCACACAUGCUUCCUUUGGCAAUAACGUGGAUUCCUAUUUCCUCUGAUGUUGGAAAUUCAGAAGUUUUCGUUAAAGCUAAUGGUCGACAAAUUAAUUCAGAUUCGAGGAACAAAAAUAUGCUCUGCAUCCAAGAAUCUGCCUGUUACGUAAAUGAUCUGAAAAUGCAGGGUUUUCUUCAUGCUUGUGCUGAACACCGCCUCGAGAAAGGAAAGGGCAUUGCUGGAAAAGCACUUCAAUCAAAUCAGCCCUUUUUCUGCUCUGAUGUGAAAGCAUGUAAUAUUCGCGAAUACCCACUUGCGCAUCAUGCUCGAAAAUUCAAUCUCGGGGCUGCUGUGGCGAUUAGGCUAAGGAGUACAUACACCGGUGAUGAUGAUUAUAUAUUGGAGUUUUUUCUCCCAGUUAAUCACAAAAGUAGUGAAGAGCAGCAGCUUUUACUAAAUAACCUGUCUAGCACAAUGCAGAAACUUUGUAGGAGUUUGAGAACUAUCUCAGAUGCUGAAUUAGCUGGAAUUGAUGCCCAUGAAGACCACAUCCAUAAGGGAAAAUAUGACCCAGCAGUAAAGACUCCCUUCGAAGAUCAGAAUAUUCCGCCUGAUGAACGAGGAGGAGAUGUACAGCCUGAGAAGUUAAAGUCUAGCUUGAUGAGACAUGCCGAGAAAAAACGCAGUUUAGCUGAGAAAAAUAUUAGCUUAAGUGUGCUUCAGCAAUACUUCUCUGGGAGUCUGAAAGACGCCGCAAAGAGCAUUGGUGUUUGUCCGACUACCCUGAAACGGAUAUGCAGGCAACAUGGUAUCUCAAGAUGGCCUUCCCGCAAAAUAAACAAGGUAAACCGCUCUCUUAAGAAAAUACAAAAAGUUAUAAACUCGGUCCAAGGAGUCGAAGGAUCUUUGAAGUAUGACCCCGCCACGGGAUGCCUUGUAGCCGCCGUCUCCCCAACUCAAAACCCGCCCUUGAAAACCAUCGCACCUCCAAGCUGUGAUUCCGUGCUUGCAGCUUCUUCUCGCAACAAUGAACCCGAACUUUCGGUUCUGAAAUUGGAACACGACUGCUCUCACAACAAUGACCACGAAAAGGGUGAAUUUGGUCUUCUUGUGGAGAACCGCGAAGAAAGUUGCAGAACUACCCCUCCUGAUUCAGGGAUAUUGCAGUAUGCAAAUUCUGGAGGCAUGUCAAGAUUGCCGCUAUUUUCCGGAGGUGUCUUAAGUGAUUCACAUGUUACUAAAGAAAUAGGUUGUCCCGAGGUUCCUCACAAAAUAGAUUAUAAUGACGACGGGAUUGUGGAACACAGCAAUCCUUCUUCCUCCAAAAUAGAUUAUAAUGACGACGGGAUUGUGGAACACAGCAAUCCUUCUUCCUCCAGCAUGACGGAUUCUUCCAGCGGCAGCGCGUCGAGCCACCCGACUUUCAAGAAAAAACCCAAAAGUGCAUCUUUAAACGAAAACAGCCCUACCAUCACCGUAAAGGCUAUAUAUAAGAACGACAUGGUGAGGUUCAAAUUCUUACCGUCCGGCGGUUACCAGCAACUUCUCGAGGAAAUAGCGAAGAGAUUCAAAUUGUUAAAUGGAACUUUUCAGCUCAAGUACAGAGACGAUGAGGAAGAAUGGGUGAUCUUAGCAAGCGACUCAGAUUUGCAGGAGUGUUUAGAGGUAUUGGAAAAUAUUGAGUCGCGAAGAGUAAAAGUUCUAGUUCGAGAUAUUCCGUGUGUUGUGGGCAGCUCGCCCAGUAGCAGCUGCUUGUUAAUGGAACAGUAAGUUUCUCAGAUGUUGUCGAAAGUCCUUUUCGGUCGCUGUAGAAGUAGAACGGGGUUGGAGGAGUAAGAAAGAAGGAUAUACUUCAUAAUAGUUUGUAACAUACUGUAGACAGAUGUAGGAAGAGGUUAUCAUGGUGCUGUUUAAGAGGGUUGUAGUCAAUCUGCUUUGUUUUUGUACACGGUAAUGGCUUAGAGUCUUCUGUACAUAGUUACAACCAAGUAUUUUACAUAGUAUAAUAUCUUUCUUUCAUCAUUUGAUAGUAA
Molecule: messenger RNA, 3564 nt
Organism: Ananas comosus (pineapple)
Lineage: Eukaryota; Viridiplantae; Streptophyta; Magnoliopsida; Poales; Bromeliaceae
Product: protein NLP2-like
Exons: 5
Coding region: 614-3301 (895 amino acids)
Molecular function (GO): protein binding; DNA-binding transcription factor activity
Source: RefSeq, a predicted model, not a curated record